AUGUCGUUUUCCUCGGGGUCGUCUGCUUUCGUCCGGCCGGUUCCCUGGAUGGCCGAAAGAGUUGUGUUUGAGGACUCGCAGUUCGGCCGUUGCUUGGAGAAUUCGAAGCUGAAAAUUAAAGAAGUUAUCUGUUAUAUAAAAUCCAACGUCACGGAAGAGUUAGCCGGGCAACGAAGGGAAAUGUCUGGUAAGAAGUGUGACAGUCCCGAAGCCAGGAUGUUCUUACGUUCCCCUGAGAGAGCAUUUGAGGCUAGUAGACAUGGAAGAUCUUCAUCCUUCCCGAGAGAUUAUGGAGAGUCGUAUGGAUUAGUUCCUGACAUUUGGGGAAACUUCGGAUACGGUCUUGCAUCUGUGCAGCAUCCCCGGCAGAGUACAGGUAAUCGGGUUAAGCCCGUGUAUACGCCCACGUGGGCUGCUGGCGGAGUGGACAGGGAAAAGGGCUGUUGUACCAGGCUGUUCCAAGUGUUCUGGGCAAACGGUAAGCUCCCUCAGGACUUCAGGGAUGCUAACAUCAUCCACUUGUAUGAAAACAAGAGUGAUCGCUCGUGCUGUGAUAACCACCGCGGGAUAAGCCUACUCAGCAUUGCAGGCAAGAUACUAGCCCACACUUUGCUGAACCGGAUCACCAAGCACAUACUGGAUGAUGUGGUGUCAGAGAGUCAAUGCGGCUUCAGGAAGCAGAGAGGCACUGUGGAUAUGGUCUUUGCCAUCAGACAGAUACAAGAAAAAUGUGUCGAGCAACACCAAGACCUCCUCCUGCUCUUUAUUGACCUUACAGAGGCAUUCGAUACAGUGAACCGUCCUGCACUCUGGGCAAUACUUAGCAAGCUUGGUUGGCCACCUCGAUUCGUAAAGAUCAUCCGCUCCUUCCAUGAUGGCAUACUUGGCAGAGUCAUAGAAAAUGGUGAUGCUUCUGACCCUUUUUCGGUGGCAAAUGGCGUAAAGCAAGGUUGUGUGCUCGCCCCAACUCUCUUCAGCCUCCUUUUUGCACAGAUGCUUUCUGCAGCGCUCGCCCGAACUAAUGCAGGAGUCACAGUACACUAUCGUACCGAUGGCGACUUCUUCAACAUCCGUCGGCUGAAGUCUCAUAGCAAAGUGCGUCAGGCAGUUGUGCGAGACUUCCUCUUUGCAGAUGACUGCGCAAUUGCAGCUCACUCUGAGGAAGAUCUCCAAGAGCUUGCCGACUGCUUUGCCACCGCAGCAAAGAUGUUUGGGCUGACAAUCAGCAUUAAGAAAACCGAGGUACUGAGACAGCUUGCGCCAAACACCACUCGGCCUCCAUCCAACAUCACUAUGGAUGGCAAUGCCCUGAAAAAUGUGGAGAGCUUCAAACAUCUAGGCAGCAGUAUAAAUUCUGCGACCAACCUCGACGAUGAGGUUCUGUGCCGCAUCUCCCAGGCUAGCCGGGCAUUCGGGCGUCUUCACACACGAAUAUGGCUAGAGCGGGGCAUCUCAACCAAAACCAAGCUGAGCGUAUACAGGGCUGUGGCACUACCAUCUCUCCUUUGUGGCUGUGAGACUUGGACUUGCUACAGGCGGCAUAUAAAAAAAAUAGAUCAAUUUCACCUGCGCUGCCUGCGCAAAAUCCUCCGAGUCAGUUGGAAGGACCGUGAGCCCAAUCAGGAGAUUCUUCGGAGGGCUGGGCUCACUGGCAUUGAAGCCAUGCUGAGUCAGUCACCGCUUCGCUGGCCAGGGCAUGUCACCCGCAUGGACGACAGCAGACUUCCUAAACAGCUGUUCCAUGCUGAGCUCUCAACUGGGAAACGUCACAGAGGUGGGCAAAGGAAACGUUACAAAGAUUCUUUGAAAUCUAACCUUAAGGCCUACAACAUCCCAGUUGAUGGGUGGCAAGCCGUGGCCCUGGACCGACCGAAGUGGAGGGCAGCCAUCCGUGAGGGCAACGAGAAAUUCGAAAAUUGCAGACUGCAGAGUCUGGAUGAAAAAAGAAAGGCUAGAAAGACCAGAGUGCCUGAUCCCAGCACUGCAGUGUCCUGCGAUCUGUGCGGCAAGUUCUGGUCGACGAAGCUCUAUGAAGACCCAUCUGGGGCAAAGGACAAGGAAGCUCUAUAA
Molecule: messenger RNA, 2070 nt
Organism: Penaeus indicus
Lineage: Eukaryota; Metazoa; Arthropoda; Malacostraca; Decapoda; Penaeidae
Exons: 7
Coding region: 1-2070 (689 amino acids)
Source: RefSeq, a predicted model, not a curated record